AUGAGAAUGGGCCAGUAUCCAGUUGAUGGGUCCCCAUCUCGCUUUUAUGGUUAUCAGACGCAAAGCAUGCCUGGUUCCCGAACUACCACUCCGGUUCCCGCCACAUCCUCCAUGGUACCUCCUCCGACUUCCGAAAACGAAUCUCCUAUUACCAACCACCCCUUCGCAAUGGCAAUGUCGAGGAGGCUGUUAACCCCAAGGUCCCCAAGACCAUCAAGCUUGAGUCGUGGAACAACAAGGCCCAUGGAAGGCCAACAGCUCCCAAGCAUGCCAUCCCAUAUUCAAAGAACCCCAACGCCGUCUCACAACACCUCACCACUCAGUGGUCCACCGACUUUCUCAGGUCCUCGCCCCUUUGCUGGCUCGAUUCACGGACAGGGAGCUUCUCUACCUCCCCCGCCUUCGCAGCCGAAUACUGGGAUGGUUCCUCCGUUAUCACAGCCGCUUCUGGGUCAAAGACUUCCCCCGCCUGUAACAGCAGGGCCGCUACAAUCUGGUCCUCUUACUCGGGAGCCCACGGUAAGACCUGUCUCUCACCCAUCCUUCCCCAGUCCUCCAACCACGACUACUGGACCCGUAUCAGGCGGGUUGACCGCCGCUUAUCUGCUUCAGGACCGAAGCAGGCUUGCAGUCGAUGGACGGCAACAUAUGAUUACCAUCACACCAUCUGUUGGUGAAGAAAUCUUGGUCCCAGUAGAUAUCCACCAGGGCUCGAGACAGGCGGAUGCGAAGCGACAGCGAAACGCGGGAGCGUCGGCGCGGUUUAGGCAGCGGAAGAGGGAGAUUGAGCGAAACAGGGAGAGGGACUUACAGAGACUGGAAGUUGAGAGCCGAGAGUGGAACAAGAAGAUGCAGGAUUUGACUACUGAGCGCGACUACUUCCGCAGCGAAGCAGAACGUCUGAGGAAGAUUGUGGCUGGCAUCCCUGAAUUCAGCAAGCUGGCAGACCCAGCGCAACCGACUCCUGUAUCAUCACCCCCGAGCGUACCCUCGUUCUCGGUCGAGAACAGCCCCCGUACGGGUCCGCUACCCCCACCGCAGCCGCAAUCUCAACCUUCGCAGUCACACCAGCUUUCAAACCCUUAUACCCAUUCACGCACCCGGUCGCAUCCCGACAACACCCAUUCGUCUCCAUACGACGAGUCCUUGACACUCGAGAGGCCUAGAAGGCGGAGGAGGACCGACACUGAGCCGUCGCCCACUACUGGAGCUUACCCACAUAACACGGGCGCUCCCAUGGCCAUGCCCCAAUCAGCCUUCGGAAUGGCUCACUCACCUCAUCUUCCUCCUCCAAGAUUACCCCCUCUUCGGGGACUUGAUCAGCCUCAAUCGACCACAACCCCACCUCCGGCGUCCAACGGACCGCAUUCCGUCCCCUUGACUUCGCAGAGUCCAUCAGGCAGUGGCUAUCAGCCUUAUCCUCCUACUCCCGCUCCUAGGCCAGAGAUAGGGUGGGCUAUCAACCAAAGAGGCCCCCUCGAAGGUGCUCAUAGACAUCCGAUGCAAGGGUCUCAUGGUCAUCCUGAGAGUCUACGAAGGCCAGUUGAGCAAUGGAGGCAUGAGACGCAUUCCAACCGACCUGCCGCUUAA
Messenger RNA from Sordaria macrospora k-hell, 1590 nucleotides. RefSeq lists its product as uncharacterized. Gene Ontology annotation, molecular function: DNA-binding transcription factor activity. NCBI's taxonomy places the organism in Eukaryota, Fungi, Ascomycota, Sordariomycetes, Sordariales, Sordariaceae. The record is from RefSeq and is a predicted model, not a curated record. Gene Ontology annotation, biological process: regulation of DNA-templated transcription.